Molecule: messenger RNA, 1800 nt
Organism: Coprinopsis cinerea okayama7#130
Lineage: Eukaryota; Fungi; Basidiomycota; Agaricomycetes; Agaricales; Psathyrellaceae
Exons: 12
Coding region: 1-1800 (599 amino acids)
Source: RefSeq, a predicted model, not a curated record
AUGGUCACCUCCAGGAUCGCGUAUGGCGGCUUCAAGCGCAAACUGGUACUUGCCUUCGAUGUAGGAACUACCUACAGUGGAAUAUCUUACAGCAUCCUGGAUCCAGGAGAGGUCCCAAAGAUUCAGGGUGUGACGAGGUACCCUGCGCAAGAACAAGUCAGUGGUUCGUCCAAGAUCCCCACCGUGAUGUACUACGAUACGGAAGGCAAAGUUCGCGCAGUAGGCGCAGAAGCAAUGAGCGAAGCUGUCUACGAACAGGCGGAGGACGAGAGAUGGUUUAAGGUCGAAUGGUUCAAGCUGCAUCUACGACCAACCCAUGAUCACUCGGCCAACAUCUCGAAUCUCAGUCAGUUGCCUCCACUACCACCGGGGAAGACGAUUAUACAAGUAUACAGCGACUUCUUACGGUAUCUACUCGAAUGUGCAAGCAGAUAUAUUCGAGAGACGCACCCCAAUGGACCGGAUCUGUGGGCUACCCUGGCGCCAGAAGCUGAAUUCGUGCUGUCGCACCCGAAUGGGUGGGAAGGAUCGCAACAAAGUCAGCUUCGAACGGCCGCGAUCGAGGCUGGCUUGGUGCCGGACGCUGCUGCUGGGAAUGAACGAAUCCAGUUCGUCACCGAGGGGGAAGCCAGUCUACAUUACUCCAUCGAGAAUGGACUCCCGGCGAAUUCACUACGGAAAGGGGAUGGAGUCGCGAUUGUUGACGCUGGAGGUGGUACCGUGGAUAUCAGUGCGUAUGCACAGACCCUUGAAUCAGGAAGCGCGACAGGGAGUAUCUUCGAGGAGAUUGCGCCCCCUCAAUGUCACUUCAACGGCUCGGUAUUCGUCAGUCUACACGCACGCUUCUUCCUGGAAGGUCUUCUCAAGGAAUCCGAAUUCUAUGACGACAUGGAAACCAUCGUUCGCGCUUUCGAUAAGACGACAAAGCUACGGUUUAGGAGCAUCAAUGAUCCCCAGUUUAUCAAGUUUGGCUCAACUCGCGAUAACGAGCCUGAAUUCAACAUUCGAUACGGCCAACUAAAGCUAUCAGGAGCUGACGUUGCCCGGUUUUUUGAACCCUCUGUGGCGUGUGUCAUCGAAGCUGUGAGAGAACAACGACGGCUCGCGCACAAGCCGUUUACCCAUGUCGUCCUAGUCGGAGGCUUCGCCAGCAGCGACUGGCUGUACGAAAGGGUCGCCGAAGCGCUGGCCCCAGAAGGAUUUAACGUCAUCCGUCCUGAGAAUCAUUUGAACAAAGCUGUAGCGGACGGCGCCAUGUCGUUCUACAUUGACCACUGCGUUCGAACACGGGUGUCCAAGUUUACCUACGGCCAAUUCUCCAACACCCGAUUCAUCGAGUCUGACCCGGAGCAUGCCAAGCGGAUUAAGGACGUGUACAUCUCGCUGUCGGGGCAUAGGAAUAUCAAAAACAACUUCAGCAUCAUCUUACCCAAGAAUACCCAAGUUUCGGAAACGAAAGAAUUCUCAAAGGACUUCCAUAUAUCGCGCACGUCAAUAGAAAAGCUGACGAAAGCGACCGUCCAUGUAUGGGCCUAUCGUGGAAAGAUUGCUGUUCCUCAGUGGAAGGAUGUUGACCGGGACAACUACUCGCGGUUAUGCACCAUUGAAGUCGACCUCUCCCAUCUAGCGCAAUGUGCCGACCAGUUCAAGAAGGAAGGGCCUCAAGGUACCUACUACCGACUGCAUUACAAGCUUAUCCUCCUGUUCGGCUUGUCUGAGUUGAAGGCAGUCUUCUCGUGGAAGGAGAAUGGUGUUGAGAAACGGUCUCCGGCCAAUAUAAUUUACGAUCCUGAGGGAUAA